Cladophialophora psammophila CBS 110553 is the source of this 261-nucleotide messenger RNA. RefSeq lists its product as uncharacterized. NCBI's taxonomy places the organism in Eukaryota, Fungi, Ascomycota, Eurotiomycetes, Chaetothyriales, Herpotrichiellaceae. Gene Ontology annotation, molecular function: 2 iron, 2 sulfur cluster binding. Bases 1 to 261 code for a protein of 86 amino acids. The transcript has a single exon. The record is from RefSeq and is a predicted model, not a curated record.
AUGCAAGACAUCGAAGAGGCCACUGUCACGUUUCGAAAGUCCAACCUGAAAGCCAAGUGGUUGGCGAAGGAUCGAUUAUCACUGCUGCAACUGGCAGAAAAGUCUGGGUUGACUCCGGACUAUGGCUGUCGGUCCGGGGCGUGUGGAACAUGUGAGGUAAAGCUCUUAAAGGGAGACGUCGACGGGAUCUUGGAGGGAGACGAUGGCGUUCUCAUUUGCAGCUCUAUUCCAGCAAGCAUCGAAGUCGAGCUUGAGCUGUGA